CCCUCUUCAGCAUUAACGAGCAUUUAACUCUUGCCCUUAUCGUCGAUCUAGCCGUUUGUUUUUUUGGGCUCUCCGGUUCAAAAUCCCCUUGGCAAGCUAGCUCCGAGGAGGAGGCUCUCGGUCUCGACGCCCGUUCGCGUGGAAGCCUAGGCCGAAGGCCCUUUUGCCCGCACUCCAGUCCUCCUCCUCCGUCUCUCUAUGGUUUGCACGAUACCGAGAGCUGAAACCCCUAUCCGGCCUCCCUCUCUGUUUCGCACAGACCAAGCCGAAGCCUCCCCAAUCCCUCUGUUCGCGCGACCCCAGCCAGGCCGGCCUCCCAUUGCUUACAAGGAAUUUGUAUUAAUCAUAUUUUUAUAUUUGAUGGUUGCGAUUAUUGCUGGAGCUUCCCCAAUUUAUAAUGUGAUGGCAUACGGAGCAAGAGGAGAUGGCAAAACAGAUGACACUAAGGCUUUUUUGAAUGCGUGGAAAGCUGCCUGUGCAGAUCCUAGAAAUCCAUAUUUUGUUGUGACAGGCAAAGGAGGAAAGAACUAUUUGCUAAGCAAAAUAAUAUUUGAAGGGCCGUGUAGUUCUAGCUUGAAAUUUUUGAUCAGUGGAGGUCUUGUGGCCCCAAACAGAUUGUGGACAAAUCAAAUCGAUACGUGGAUCAUAUUCAAAAACAUACCAAAAAUAACUGUUCUCGGUAAUGGUUUAAUAGAUGGCAAAGGCUCCAUAUGGUGGGAUUGCUUGUCCAAAAAUCAAUGCAGGGAUGCACCAUAUAUAAUGGAGUUUAUGGGAUGUGAUUAUCUUAGAGUGAAGAAUCUUAACCUAAAGGACAGCCCUGGAAAGCAUUUAGUGGUGUACAAAAGCGAUUAUGUAACGCUGAGCGGUCUCAAAAUCACUUCUCCUGAGGACUCGCCAAAUACUGAUGGAAUUCUUAUCUCUGAUUCCCAGCAUGGCACCAUCUCAUACUCCACAAUUGGAGUAGGAGAUGACUGCAUCGCAAUCGGGCCACGUAGCUAUGAUAUUAAUGUGAGCCAUAUUACUUGCGGGCCUGGUCAUGGAAUAAGCAUUGGAAGCCUUGGAAAAAAUGGCGUUGAAGACAAUGUUGAGGGAAUUCAUAUCUCCAACAGCCACAUUUUUAACACCCUUACUGGUAUAAGGAUUAAGACAUGGCAGGGUGGGGCUGGUCAUGCCAAGUCUAUCUCCUAUGAGAACAUCAACUUCACUUCAGUUAAAGCAGGUGUCAUAGUCAUCGAUCAGUACUACUGCCCCGAACUAAACUGUCCAAAUAAGACGGGAAAUGUGGCGAUAAGCGAGGUAUCGUAUCUGGGUUUGCAAGGAAGCUCAGUCAGUGAUGUGGCAAUCAAACUGGCUUGCAGCUCGAGCAUGCCCUGCCGCGACAUCACCAUGAGUGAAGUGAGCUUUACUCCUCAGCAAGCCAAUAUUCGUCUGCAAUCUUAUUGCAUCAAUGCACAAGGAAGUGCAAGCGGGCAUGUCACUCCUCAAACUCCCUGCCUGCAACAUUAGCUAUAUUUGUAAUCUUGAUACUAUCUGUGGGUUCAACAUUUACAUCUUUUGUUUGGAAUUCA
Molecule: messenger RNA, 1568 nt
Organism: Dendrobium catenatum
Lineage: Eukaryota; Viridiplantae; Streptophyta; Magnoliopsida; Asparagales; Orchidaceae
Product: probable polygalacturonase At1g80170
Exons: 10
Coding region: 199-1506 (435 amino acids)
Biological process (GO): carbohydrate metabolic process
Molecular function (GO): polygalacturonase activity
Source: RefSeq, a predicted model, not a curated record